Molecule: messenger RNA, 839 nt
Organism: Cariama cristata (Red-legged seriema)
Lineage: Eukaryota; Metazoa; Chordata; Aves; Cariamiformes; Cariamidae
Product: band 4.1-like protein 3
Exons: 6
Cellular component (GO): cytoskeleton; plasma membrane
Molecular function (GO): cytoskeletal protein binding
Source: RefSeq, a predicted model, not a curated record
AUGACUACAGAAUCGGGAUCGGACUCUGAGUCCAAGGAUAAAGAGCAGGAUCAGCAGGAGAGCCCUGCACAGCAAGGGGCGGCGGAGACCCAGCCGCAGGACCAGCAGCCGCAGCAGCAGCUUGGCGAAGAGCAGCAAACCGCGCUCGAGCAGUUCUCGGCUGUGGCAGCCCACAGCACGCCGGUGAAAAAGGAGCAGGCCACAGACAAAGAACAGGAGUUUGCUGCUGCGAGUGCAAAACAGCUGGAAUACCAGCAGCUAGAGGACGACAAGCUCUCUCAGAAGUCAUCGUCUAGCAAACUUUCUAAGUCUCCUCUAAAGAUCGUCAAGAAACCGAAAAAUAUGCAGUGCAAAGUGACACUCCUGGAUGGAUCGGAAUAUGCAUGUGAAGUAGAGAAACGUUCCAGAGGUCAAGUGCUAUUCGACAAAGUGUGCGAACAUCUGAACCUUUUGGAAAAAGACUACUUUGGGCUAACAUACAGAGACACGGAAAACCAAAAGAAUUGGUUGGACCCUGCCAAGGAAAUCAAGAAACAGAUCCGAAGUGGUGCUUGGCAGUUUGCAUUUAAUGUGAAAUUCUACCCUCCAGACCCUGCCCAGCUAUCUGAAGAUAUUACCAGGUACUACCUCUGCUUGCAGCUGAGAGAUGACAUUGUCUCGGGUCGGCUGCCCUGCUCAUUCGUUACACUGGCCCUGCUGGGCUCCUACACCGUGCAGUCGGAGCUCGGCGACUACGACCCCGACGAGUACGGCAGUGACUACGUCAGCGAAUUUCGCUUUGCACCGAAUCACACUAAAGAGCUGGAGGAUAAAGUGAUCGAGCUGCAUAAGAGCCACAG